Molecule: messenger RNA, 612 nt
Organism: Ordospora colligata OC4
Lineage: Eukaryota; Fungi; Microsporidia; Ordosporidae
Exons: 1
Coding region: 1-612 (203 amino acids)
Biological process (GO): regulation of DNA-templated transcription
Cellular component (GO): nucleus
Molecular function (GO): RNA polymerase II cis-regulatory region sequence-specific DNA binding; DNA-binding transcription factor activity, RNA polymerase II-specific
Source: RefSeq, a predicted model, not a curated record
AUGGCUUCUUUUGAUCGGGUUAUCGGCACUACAGAAUCAAAUGGAAGACUCAUCAAGGGCCCAUGGAGGCAUGAAGAGGACGAGAAGCUUGUAAGGCUUGUGAGUGAGUAUUCUGCAAAGAACUGGUCUUUUAUUGCAAAGAAGCUGGGCAGUCGUGUGGGAAAGCAGUGCAGAGAGAGAUGGCACAACCACCUGAAUCCUCACAUUACAAAAAAACCAUUCAGUGUGGAAGAGGAGGGAUUGAUCAUUGAACUGCACCUGAAGUACGGAAACAGAUGGUCUGAGAUAGCAAAGUAUCUUCCAGGAAGGACGGACAAUGCAAUCAAGAACUACUGGAACUCGUCCAUACAGAGGAGGAGUGAAAAGGUGAGGCACGGGAGCAUGUUCUGCACAAUUGACGACUUCCAUAGAAGCCGUAGGGUAGAGAAGAAGUGUGUUGGAGGGGUGAUUGUAUCUGGCAACGAGGGCGAGAGAGCGAUGAAAACUAAGCGGAGCAACAGUGUCCAGAAUGUUGCUGGAUAUAUCAAGUGUGAGGCUGAGGACGAGGAUGAGUUUGACGAGGCCGAUGAGCUUGCGAGCAGGGCGCUGCUAAGAAUAUGUAUGUCUUUUUAA